Trichomonas vaginalis G3 is the source of this 512-nucleotide messenger RNA. Its product is annotated as organellar and viral DNA polymerase type B. Lineage: Eukaryota; Parabasalia; Trichomonadida; Trichomonadidae. The transcript has a single exon. The record is from RefSeq and is a predicted model, not a curated record. The annotation marks the transcript as partial.
AUGUUAGCAACAACAGCACCAAACUCGUUAGUCAUGAACCCAACUUCAAUGUUAGUAGAGAUGAAAAGCUUCAUUCCUUCUUCAUAUACUUUCGAAACAGAAAUCCAGAAGAUAAAGCAAGAACUUCUCCAAGGAGAUUUAGAUUGCACUGCAAAAGAUGAAACAAAUGAACAGUAUCUUUAUGAAAUGCAGGAUAUUAUUGACCAUCUACCUAAACUUCCUGAAAUCCAACAACAAAAGCUCACUAUUCCAGAAUUUGAAGAAAUAGAAGUCAAAGCAACUGACUCAGUAGAAAUAAAGAAGUUCAUACGUAAUGUAAACUAUGAGUUUCUUGGAUUUCAUUGCAACCACAAAGACUGCGAUAUGGUAUAUUUCAUUGACAUAUAUAAAUCUGGGGAGUUUAAGACCUACGACAACUUUGUUUCGUUAGUUGCAAAAUGUGUAUGGCAGAUAAGAGAUAAAGAUAGAAGAGGUAAAGUAUGGAAUGAACAGAUAAAACCCGCAACUUUUGA